AUCAGUUUGCUGACUGAUGAUCCACUGUGCACUGGGUUACCACCCUCCGGCAGCUGUGGGAAAUGAUCGGUUUGCUGACUGAUGAUCCAAUGUGCACUGGGUUAUCACCGUCCAGCAGCUGUCUGCAGCCCGAGAACCCUCUUGUCAAUCAUUAUUCCAGGGUCUGACGGUUGGAGGAAGGGGCGGUGCUUGCAGAUGGCGGGAAUGAUGGAGGUAAAGUAGAUGUUGUCGAAGUACGGGUGAGAUCCACGAAGGGUGAAAGGGCGCCACAACUGCUUCGAUUUAAAUUAAUAGAAACAGAGGUUGUAAGAAGCGCGAUUCCCCUCAGAGGGUGGGGGAUGAUGAGUGUCUGCCAUUUUUGAGCUGACGGUCCAGGAGGGAGGGAAGGCUCCCUAACUCCGAGGUGACGGCGACACUCGACAUCUGUUGGCGGUGCUCAUGCCUUGCCCUGCCUCCCAUUGAGCUAUCCUGACGGUUUGUGUAGCCCGCGUUUUGCCCGAUAAGUCGGGAAGGGCCGAACGGCCUGCUGCUGCUGCUGUUGUUACUUGUUUUUUUUUUGGUGUUUUCUCUCGGCGGCAGCUGUUCAUCGAGAGGCGAAAAGCCACGCGUUUGGCCCAGAACCGUUAAUUUUCAAAAUGGUGCGCGCAUGCCCUCCUGGUGAGAGUGUCUUUACCUAGCAUGGACUGGACCAGGAGCUGCAUUUACCUUCCACCAUCUGCCAUGGUGAGACUUGAACAUUUUCUGGGGUUUCUGGAUAAUAGUCGAGCAGAAAUAUCAUUAUUCUGGAUUAGUGGUGCUGGAAGAGCACAGCAGUUCAGGCAGCAUCCGAGGAGCAGUUUCGGGCAAAAGCCCUUCAUCAGGAAUACAGUAAUAUCAUUAGUCUACCAUCUCUCGGAGCUACUUCCUGCAGCUUAAAAAGUCUGGCCAACCUGUACAGACUUGUUAUACAACAGUUACACCCCUCACAGGGCGGGUGAGACAUGAUCCCUGACCUUCUGGGCCAUAGAUUAUAAAUCAAACUGCUCAGUCAAGUUAUCGUACACUUCCUAGGGCAGGAGAGACCUGAACCCAGAGCUUCAAACUCCAAGAUAGCAAUGUUAUCACUGUGCCACAAGACUCUUGGUUGUCAAUGUUUUGGAACUCCAGACUCUCCCUUCAACACGUACAACUGAACUGUGUUCAACAGUAGGAAGGACACUCUUCUUCCCCCACCUGUUAUUUAGAUGGAUCACCAACCGCUUGGAGAUUAGUGGGUCAUUGAUUUCUAAUGGCUAACACCCUGAUUUUAGAUGCUGGCUGAGUUCUUUAAUGUUGCUAAAAACUACAUGCAUUUUGCCCAGACUUCAACAAUUCUGCACACAUGACUUGCUACCUAAUGUGGGUGCAACAAUCUACAUCCACGUGGACUACAUUACAAGGGUGAAAAGCAAUGGUGACACAGGGCAAGAGAAGAUGCGUGAAGGGUUGGGGGUGGGUGAGAAGAAUGCCUGUCAGAAGAGACAAUAUCCACGUAGCGUUCAGAAAGUCGUUGUCCCAUUCAAAGCUUACAGAGAAUCUUUGUGCCAGAUUGUACUUCAGAAGGGACAUUCUCAUUGAAACCUGCCAACUGCUGCUGCUCAGUGUAGGGCUGUUAAUAGUAUUGUCAAGGGCUGGUGAGGAUCGUUACGGCAAUAUUUAAAACACCUUGCAGUUUUCAAAUGUUGAUUUGAUUUAUUACUGUCACGUACUGAGGUACAAUGAAAAGUGUUGUCUUACGUGCAUCACAAGUAGAUCGUACUAUGCAUGUGCAUCAGAGUAACAACACAAUGCAGGAUACAAUGUUACAGUUGCCAAGAAGGUGCAGAAAGAGAUUAACAUUUGAGAUCCAUUCAAAAGCCUGAUAACAGCAGGAAAGAAGCUGUUCGUAUAUGGGUAUAUUUUCUGCCCAAAGAAAGAAGGUGGAAGAGAGUAUAACCAAGCAAAAUGUGCAUAUGGAACAGAAGCAUGCUCCUACAAUAGAAAAAAUGAAACGGUAUCUGUACUACCAGCUGAUGAUAAUUGAAAAUUACCAGAAGGCCAUUAGCAAAGAGCUGAGGCCACUCGUUGAAUGGGUCAGAUUGAAUAUUCAGAACAUUACUUUUAAAGAAGAUCUCUGCAAAAUUUAUGAAGUUGUCUUUGGUCAACUAAGUCAACUAUACAAUUUAAGUAAAGAAUUAUACAAAAUGUUUCAAGAAACUAAAGCAGGCAUCUUGUUUCAAGUAGGAAUUGUGGCAACUGGACAACAGACUGCAACAGAGAAACCUCUUCCUUUUGGAGUUCCUGCUUUUGGUUCUACAAAUUAUGUUAACGGUUUAGCUCCAGAAGAUUUUCCAACAGGUGUUAAACAAAAUGUAUGUGUACAUAUUCAUGAAGGACCUGGCAUCUGUAGUCCAAAGCUUGACAUUUCCAAAACAAAUACUUCCCGAGUAGUUGGUGCAUUUUGUGAGGACAUAAUAUCAGAAUCUGAAUUGCAAAAAUUGCAAAAGAAAGAGCAAUCACUAAGGCAUUCUAGUGAUUGUUCCCCUUUUCUCAACAGUCAGUUUUCAGAAGUGGACCAACCUCCAGAAGAAAUUGAAUCAUCAAAUCUAUGCAAUGAACUCAUUGUGGAAACAGUAGCGGACAUAUUAACUACUGAAAACUCAAGUUGCACAAGCCUGCACUCGAAGCGAGAAGGUCCACAUAUCCUUUCCAACAAAAGCAAGUCUCUGAAUGUUAAUCAAACAUACAUUGUUAGAUCGGAAUGGGAAGUUUGGGACACUUUUGAAUUCCCUACAUCGGACAGUGAUACUAAUUGCUGGGUUAGCCCUGAAAAAGAAAAGACAUGUAAUGGAAAAGUGCUGAUCUCAACUCUUGAUGCCAUUUCACCUCAAGAACCCUUGAAUCCGCAUGAUAUUUUCUGCCUCCCAAAUGCAAUUGAACAAGUGGCAACCUCAAGAAAUUGUGUAGUUUCGCCAGAACAAUAUGAGAGUUCAAACUGUAUGUUGGAACCAUUAAAUCGGAGUCAUUUUUCAAAUUCACCAUUUGGAAGGGCUAUGGAACCACCUGUAGCCAGUGAGAUCUCAGAAUUCCAGUUUUGUCGGUGGCAGGAGAUGGAGAUAAGGGUCAGUUAUGCAAUCGAUCCACACUGUUUCUACAUUCAGCACGUUGGUAAGGAUCUACCAGAACUGAUGAGAAAAUUCAACAUUGAGUGCUCAAGGAAUUCUGCUACAUUGAGUUCCAUCCCUAUGAUCAACUCCUACGUGUGUGCUUGGCUCCCUGAAAACAAGCAGUGGUAUCGGUCUCGUGUGAUCAGAAUUGUGGGGGAUGUAGCAACACAUGGUGAUCAUCAACACCUUCUACUGGAAGUGUUAUGUGUAGAUUAUGGAUUUUCUGCUUGCCUUUCAUUAAGUUAUUUAAAACCUCUUCCUCCAGCAUAUUGUGUCCUUCCCCAGCAAGCAUUGUGUGUGUCUUUAGCAAACGUUUCUCCAAUGCAUGGUGUGACCUGGUCCAGAUCAGAGAUAAACUGGUUCAAGAAGUCUGUGAAAAACAAAACAUUUUUUGCAAGACUUUAUCAAAAAGCGAACAUUAUGACGGUGGCACUUUUCAGUGAAAGAGGGAAAAUAGGGAUCAUGAGGAGAGGAUCUAAGCUUUCCCAAAGGAUGGUAGCGGCUGGGCUUGCAAGAUAUUCAGAAGGUAAUUGUGCUUCACCCAAAACUGGAGCAAGUAUUCCGCUGUACUGGAAACAACGUCUCGUACAGUUACUGUCACAACCAACUAACUUGAGAAAAUGACUAGACAUUGUUGAAUUUGAGUUUGGCAUCAAGAAAGGCUCAAGAAGAGAACCUGAAUUGCUCGGCAUUUCUUCAUUUCCAGCUUGGAAUUUGGAUUCAGUUGGCAGUAUACCAGUCAAUGGAUUGCCAUAAGAUUCUUUUGAGUAUUACAUGAACACAUUAUACAAUCUAUUUAUUGGCAAAACUUGAUCAAAAUUUUAGAAUAGAAUGCAGAGAUGGAAAACACAUUGAACUGUAACUGUUUUCUCAAAGACAGUUAGAAAUGAGCAACAAAUGGCUCACAUGAUAAAAGUAAAAAAUGUUACUGAAGAAUAAUAGUUAGAUUUAUGCUUUAGAGUACUUGAUGCCAUCGACUAUUUCACUGUCAAUACAAAUAUUGAUUUGGUGUAGUUAUGAUUGGUUUGAUGUUACCUUAAUUUUUUAAUGCCAGUUGGGUCAUUUUUGGUAGCAGCAGCUUGUUCUUGAACACAUUAAUGUGUUAAUUUUGUGCUGCAAAGUCACAUAGAAUUAUGCAGCAACUCAACUAUGACAUGACUUUGUUGGUAUUUAUCCUCCAGACAUUAGUCUUUCCAGAUACUCUGCUUGCUCUGUUCUUCUAGCUAUUUUAUUUUUCAGCUUCACAACACUGACUUUAAAAAAAAAACUUUCCCUGUGAAUUUACUCAUUUAUCAACUGAAACCAUUUGUUUCUGUCUACUCUGUCCUAUCAAACUGUCCUCUUGUUUUCUUUUAAAACAAAAAGGCCUGAAUUUUUAAGUCUUAAGAAUUAUAUUCCUUGUAAUAGGCAGAAUCCUAGUAAUAACAAUGCACGUUUUAUUUGUCCCAUGUUUACCAUAAUCUGGAGUUCAAUACUACUCUUGAAUACAAAAUUCUAGAAUCCCUACAGUGUGGAGUAGGCCAUUUGGCCCAUCGAGUCCACACCGACCCUCCGAAGAGCAUACCAUA
Messenger RNA from Chiloscyllium plagiosum (whitespotted bambooshark), 4732 nucleotides. RefSeq lists its product as uncharacterized. NCBI's taxonomy places the organism in Eukaryota, Metazoa, Chordata, Chondrichthyes, Orectolobiformes, Hemiscylliidae. The record is from RefSeq and is a predicted model, not a curated record.